Molecule: messenger RNA, 2666 nt
Organism: Cydia pomonella (codling moth)
Lineage: Eukaryota; Metazoa; Arthropoda; Insecta; Lepidoptera; Tortricidae
Product: gastrula zinc finger protein XlCGF49.1-like
Exons: 5
Coding region: 173-754 (193 amino acids)
Source: RefSeq, a predicted model, not a curated record
GCAAAUUAUCGAAUUUUUCUUUUGAAGAAAUCAAAAUAAACUUAGUAACAAGAAAUACAAGUUAAAUUCUGCUAUUUAAACAAAGUUUAGAACCGAUAUACCUAAUUUAUUGGUUAUCGCUGUUAUUGGAACGAUAUAUAUAAAGUUGUUGACCUUACAUGUACCAUUAACAAUGGAGGCAGGUCUAGCGGUUGAGGAGAUAGUGGUGAAACCAGAGGUCAUCCUCAUCUCAGACGACGAUACAGAUAUUGGGGAGCCACAAAAAAAACGCCGCCGGCGUGUAGUAAAGAAAUCCCCUCACCCGUGCGAAGACUGCGACAAGAUCUUCCAAACCGGAUACGAACUCAAAAAGCAUAAACGCACACACACAGGAGAACGACCGUAUAUGUGCACUACAUGUGGCAAAACCUACACACAGCUCGGGCAUCUUAGUAUCCACGCACUCACACAUCAAGGUAUAAAAAACUUCAACUGCCACGAGUGCGGCGCGUCGUUCUACAGGAAAGCGGACCUCGACCGGCACGAGAAAAUACACACCGGGGACAAACCACACGAGUGCGAAAUAUGCUCUAAGAGUUUUGUGCAGAAGAAUAAUCUGGUCAUGCACUUGAAGAUGCAUUCGGGGGAGAAGCCACAUGAAUGCCAGGUGUGUAAAAAGAGGUUCCUGACGCGAAGCAAGCUAGUCCUACAUUCGAAACGACACGAAAAGGACAAGAAAAUCAAAAAGGAAUUCCUGGAGCAGAUGAUGGUGUAAAUAUUUAAGAAAUAUUAAUAUUAAGGUUGGUUAUUGACAUUUUUUACCGGUUAUUGAUCUCUUAUUUCAUUCGGAAAAUAUGAAAUAAAAUCAAAAACAAAGGGGUACUGAAUUAGAUGCGUAAGUUAAUGCAAAAUAUUUUGGCCGUCAAGCUGGCUGCAGAGAUAGAUGACCCCCCUGCACGUAAACCAUAAGGUAUGUAUGUCAUAAGGUAUAAUGAAACAUACUAUAGUAUUUAUUUAGAAAUUUUAUUUCGCUUAAAAUUUACGUUUUUUUUUGUUUAAUUCUCAUUGCACCCACAUUGAAGUUUCUCUGUUUUGCCUUAUGGUUGACUGGUAGAGAAUGCCUAUUGGCAUUAAGUCCGCCUGUAGUACUCUUUUUUUAUGUGCAAUAAAGUUUAAAAUAAUAAAUAAAUAAUAAUAAACCAUAGAGUCCAUACAUCUCAUCUCCAUACAUGUUUUUUUUUACCAAAACUUUAGUUAUUUCGUAGUCGACAUCUAGCGUCGAGUAGCGGAAUUAUCAGUACUGCUACUGGACACUAGAUGUCUCAAGUGUUGUGAUGGGUGAAAAUUGUAUUGCUCAACAAUUUACAACUAAUAUUACAAGCAGAAGGAGUUGAAAAUAGAGUUCCGGUUAAUCCGGACCCGGGUAUGUCCUUAAACUACAUCCAAAAGAGAGGUAUGGGCAUUGUGAAUGUCAUCUCGCCUUGUGUGGUAGGGCACAGCACAGCAGAUGUCAUUCCAGAUCUAGAGCAGAGCCCAACUGGGGAAGUACCUCCACCUUACAGAAAAUCGCAGCCAAAUAACACUUGACCCUACUCAUAGUGUUGUGUUCCUGCCGGUGAGUAAGGUUGCCAGAGCUCAACGAGGGGGGUGGGGUUAGGGUCGGCAACGCGCAUGUAACUUCUCUGGAGUUGCAGGUGUACAUAGGCUACGGAGACUGCUUACCAUCAGGCAGGCCGUAUGCUUGUUUGCCACCGACGUAGUAUAAAAAAAAAAACCGGUUAUAAUAUUAGCUGAAAAUUGUUGAGCAUUAUUUUCGUUCGUCGCGACAUCUAUUGGCAACUAGCAGUACUGAUAGAUUCCCCUACUUGACGCUAGAUGUCGACUGCGAAAUAACUCGCGUUUUGGGAAGAAAAUUUAUGUAUGGAGUUACCAAUCUUUCUUUACUUAUAUUUCUCUAUGAUGUAAACAGUCUACGCAGGGGGGUCAGCUAUCUCUGCAACUGACUUUACAUCAAGCGGUAACAUUUUCUAGCGUAUGGAAGGUAGAGGUAAGGAAUGCAAUCUCCAUAAGCAUAUGUUGCAAGUCUGUCAGCUAUAAAUAAUAGUUCCAAAUCUCUCCAGAGUAGCGCUAGAGUAGCAAAGAACCUAGGCGUUAUUGACGGAGUUAAGUGUGCUGUCUAUGAUUUGUUUUUUUUUUUUUCAAAUAUUCUAGCUAUUGUAGCGCCACCUAUUUAAGGUUUUUUGACGGACACUAUUUGAUACAUGGAAAUUUCAUUCCUUACCUCUACCUUCCUUAUAAGUCAAUGGCGUGCGCCUAUUUUUGGAUUAAGUCGCCGAACGGAUCCCGGGAUCUACAUAAUCAGAGGACCUAAGUGUAGAAUUGUAAUUCAAUUAAUAUGUACUUACAUGAAAAUGGCUGUAUUUUAUUUUUUCAUGAUAUAAGGCGUUUCACAUACUGACACAACGGCGAAUGCAUGCCUUUAAUCUUAAAUCUGUUGCUCCUCUUGCCUCGCUAUAUUGUGUUUUCAGUGUGUGAAUAGCCUUAAUCUUUGGUUGUAUGGUAUGAAUGGAUUGGUAUUUUAUGAAAUUGGUAUAGAAAUAUUAAUAUUAAUUAUGACAUUUAGAAUUUACACGAUUUUGUUUCAUGGAAUUAAGUUUAAUGUUAUUAAAUACAUAGUUUUACUUACA